CGUGGAGACACCGGACGAUGGACAUGGAUCCGCCGCCGGCGAGGGGAAGGAGAUAUGAGAGGGAGACCGUCAGGCGUCGCCUUAGGCAGGAAUCAUUGGACAGAUAUUGGAACCCUAACCAGCACGAGCCUGACCGGGAGGCCGUCCGCGCCGGCGAAUAUUACGCCUACAACAGGAUAUGGGACACCGAGGAGAUCACGUCUAUCCCACCCAUGUGUUGCACCUACACGCUGGCCAAUUCAACGAUGCCCGUGCCAGAGAUGCCUUGCAGAUCUUUUCUAUCAAAGUCGAAUCGAUUAGAGGGGGCUUAAGGUGGCCGCUGGACGUGUUUGGCAUGGUCAUUGCUCGCGACGUCUUGGACAUUGAUCGCAAGCGCAAUAUCAUCUUCGCUCACCCAAGGAGUAACCCUCAAACCAUCACGGAGGAGCAUCCAUAUCUAGAACUCACAGGUCCAGCCCGUGCCGUCGUGACAUCCGGCGAUCCAGGGAAAAUCGAGAACGUGCUCAAAGUUAAGGGUGCAACUGAAUCUGACGAUAGAGAUCUAAGUCUUCUUGUCUUACCGUUGAAGAAUCGUAUGUAUUGUGAAUAUGACAGAUAUUACACUAGCAAACAUAGCACGCUGGAGCUAACUUUCCGGCACAUUGACAACUCUGUGGAGGCGACAAUCGGUGCACGCCUUAUUGGUGGAUCAUCAUGGCCACAUGGUUUGCAAGGCGUAAUGGUCGCUCGAAUUUCCGAUAUGGAAGAUGCCGAAGUUUCUUUGCUUGCCUUUGGAGGAGGUAAAUUGCAUGUUGUUGCUGAUGAUAGCAUGAUCAAGCUCACACGACGUGUUGUUUCUGUUGAACAUCGUGAUGGAGAGCUGAAAGUUUCUAUCGUUGCACGGUGUGAAAAUGAUGAGCAAGUCAUCAGUGUGAGAGAUGAUAUAGUUUUCACACCCAAGAAAAAUGGCAGAACUAGUGGUGUGCUUAAAGUUGGCACAUGUAAGAUCCAGCUCACUGUUGCCUGGUCACUUUUCAAUUAACUUGACUAAUGUAGCAAUGUUGAUGAUUGAUCAAUGACUUUG
Triticum aestivum (bread wheat) is the source of this 1063-nucleotide messenger RNA. RefSeq lists its product as uncharacterized. The transcript has 3 exons. Bases 179 to 1021 code for a protein of 280 amino acids. Lineage: Eukaryota; Viridiplantae; Streptophyta; Magnoliopsida; Poales; Poaceae. The record is from RefSeq and is a predicted model, not a curated record.